GGGAGACCGGAUAGAGUGAAUGCAGGGUCCGGGGAGAGUGGAUAUAGUGAAUGCAGGGUCUGGGGAGAGCGGAUAUAGUGAAUGCAGGGUCCCGGGAGACCGGAUAUAGUGAAUGCAGGGUCCGGGGAGAGCGGAUAUAGUGAAUGCGGGGUCUGGGAAGACCGGGGUAUAGUGAAUGCAGGGUCCGGGGAGAGCGGAUAUAUAGUGAAUGCGGGGUCCAGGGAGUCCAGAUAUAGUGAAUGCAGGGUCCGGGGAGACUGUAUAUAAUGAAUGCGGGGUCCAGGGAGAGCGGAUAUAGUGAAUGCAGGGUCCGGGGAGACCAGAUAUAGUGAAAGCAGCGUCCGGGGAGAACGGAUAUAAUGAAUGCAGGGUCUGGGGAGACCGGAUAUAGUGAAUGCAGGGGUCCGGGGAGACCAGAUAUAGUGAAUGCAGGAUCCGGGGAGA
Molecule: messenger RNA, 444 nt
Organism: Staurois parvus
Lineage: Eukaryota; Metazoa; Chordata; Amphibia; Anura; Ranidae
Source: the annotation of a GenBank genome assembly